This is a messenger RNA of Sphaerodactylus townsendi, 627 nucleotides long. RefSeq names its product cullin-4A-like. Gene Ontology annotation, biological process: protein ubiquitination; ubiquitin-dependent protein catabolic process; DNA damage response. Gene Ontology annotation, molecular function: ubiquitin protein ligase binding. The annotation marks the transcript as partial. The record is from RefSeq and is a predicted model, not a curated record. The transcript has 6 exons. Lineage: Eukaryota; Metazoa; Chordata; Lepidosauria; Squamata; Sphaerodactylidae. Gene Ontology annotation, cellular component: Cul4A-RING E3 ubiquitin ligase complex.
GCUGUAGAAAAUGUCUGUUCUUACAAUGCAUCACCUACACUGUACAAACAACUACGACAAGUCUGUGAAGAUCAUGUGAAAUCACAAAUACUGCAGUUUAGAGAAGAUUCUCUUGACAGUCUCUUAUUUUUAAAGAAAAUAAACAAGUGCUGGCAAGAUCACUGCAGACAAAUGAUCAUGAUUAGAAGCAUUUUUUUGUUUUUGGAUCGUACUUACGUUCUUCAGAAUUCAAUGCUACCUUCUAUAUGGGAUAUGGGGCUAGAACUUUUUAGAAACCACGUUGUUAGUGAUAAACUAGUUCAAAGUAAAACUAUUGAUGGAAUCCUACUAUUGAUUGGACAAGAACGAAAUGGUGAAGCUGUGGAUAGAAGCUUGUUACGAAGUUUAUUAAGUAUGCUGUCUGAUUUACAAGUUUACAAGGACUCAUUUGAACAAAAGUUUUUAGAAGUUACAAACCAUUUAUAUACGGCAGAGGGCCAAAGAUUAAUGCAAGAACGAGAGGUCCCAGAAUAUCUUCACCACGUUAACAAACGUUUAGAAGAAGAAGCAGAUAGAGUAGUAACGUAUUUAGACCACAGCACACAGUAAGUACCUCUUACUUUUUUUCCAAAUUACAAGACUGCUGUU